UUGUGCUGCCGUCACUCGAAGCCCGACAGCAUCAUGGCCGUCCCACGCGUCAUCCUUUUCGCUGCCCUCCUCGCCACAGCUUUGGCAGACGAUACAACUUUUGUUAAUUGCGCCGAAUCUGACCCCAAUGUGUGCCAAGUGUCAGCAGUACGGAUCACUCCGUGCCGGAACCCAGGCAAAUCCUGCACUCUCAAGAAAGGCACAGACGCCUCCAUCUCCUUCGAUUUCAAUCCAAACUACAGUGCAAGCAACCUGAAAACGUACGUGUACUGGGACAGUGGUUCCGCUGACCUUCCGUUCCUGGGCUUUGGGUCUGACAAUGCCUGCACAUACACCUCGUGCCCCAGCGUGGCUGGCCAGGCACAGACCCUCAACUACUCCUUGCAUCUCCACAAGAAACUGCCAUCGGGCAAUUUCAAGCUAAAGUGGAAAGUCUGGGAUGACGACCAGAAGGAACAUGUCUGCUGCUUCACCACCGACAUUAAAUUGGUUAAGUAAUUUAAUCGUAUCUAAAUAAAUGUUACCUGUAUAUAAUAACCAC
Spodoptera exigua (beet armyworm) is the source of this 541-nucleotide messenger RNA. Lineage: Eukaryota; Metazoa; Arthropoda; Insecta; Lepidoptera; Noctuidae. The record is from the annotation of a GenBank genome assembly.